AUGUGCGGCGUGCAGCUGGCGCGCGGGCCGCUGCUGCACGGCGCACUGCGCGACGCGCUGCGCGAGCACGCCAUGCUCUCCGUGCGCCCCACGCAGCGCGGCAUUAAGGAGAUCGACGAGAGCCACGCCUGCUACAGACAAGAAAUCAUCGAAAUGGGUGACCUUUACGUAUGUAUAUUCGCGGUUGAAUUUUGUGAACUAUGUUGCAUUGGAGACCUUGGAGCACGAGAUCUAUGUCGUAGUGGCGGACCUUGUGACGUCGACGCAACAGCGUCUUGGUUUUCAGUAACAGCAAACCGUAAUCGACUUCGACUCCUGUAUGUUACGCGCCAUGAAUUUCUUCGUGUUGGUGCAGAAUAUCGGUGCCGUCGCUGGGAUAAUCUAUCACGUGAAAGCCGCCGACGACGCGUGAUGUGGGUAAUUACUGAUUCGUCUAUCGGCUAA
Molecule: messenger RNA, 444 nt
Organism: Parnassius apollo (apollo)
Lineage: Eukaryota; Metazoa; Arthropoda; Insecta; Lepidoptera; Papilionidae
Source: the annotation of a GenBank genome assembly